UUAUAGGGAUCUCAUCUACAGGAAUUAAGUACUCCUCACUACUAGCUAGUGUAGCUCGUUCUCUAUCCGACUAUCUAAUCUCAGCCGUUUGAUAUUUAGAGAUUAACCAAAAUGCCGAUCAAUCGGGUAGCAAUCGGGCUGCCAAGAGAGGACGUUGUGCAUCCCGGUGCACUUAAGGCCGCAUUGGCAGAGUUCAUUAGUACAGCAAUUUUUGUUUUCGCCGGACAAGGUUCCGGUAUGGCCUUUAGCAAACUUACGGAUAAUGCGUCCAACACACCUGCCGGAAUUAUCAUGGCCUCAUUGGCACAUGCAUUUGGCCUUUUCGUCGGUGUGUCUACAGCUGCCAACAUCUCUGGCGGCCACGUCAAUCCCGCCGUCACCUUUGGUGCCUUCCUUGGUGGCAAUAUCUCUCUCCUCCGAGGCAUUCUUUAUUGGAUCGCUCAGCUCCUUGGCUCCACCGUGGCCUGCCUACUUCUCAAGUUUUCUACUCAUGGGAUGACAACAUCGGCAUUUGCUUUGUCGUCAGGGGUGAAUGUGUGGAAUGCAUUUGUGUUCGAGAUUGUAAUGACGUUUGGCCUAGUUUACACAGUAUAUGCAACAGCCAUUGAUCCUAAGAAGGGUGACGUGGGGAUUAUUGCUCCUCUAGCAAUCGGUUUCGUUGUUGGAGCUAACAUUUUAGCUGGCGGAGCAUUUGAAGGAGCAUCUAUGAACCCAGCCGUGUCUUUUGGACCUGCUUUGGUGAGCUGGGACUGGACCAACCAUUGGGUUUACUGGGUAGGUCCCUUGAUCGGAGGUGGACUUGCUGGAAUCAUUUACAAUCUCUUCUUUAUUACCCUCACUCAUGAGCCGGUGCCUAGCACAUCAGAGUUCUGAACUAAAAGUACUAAGCAUAUCCACCGCUUUUCAUGAUUUCUCUUUAUUCUUUCAUAUUCCAAUGUGUUGGACUUCAUUGUUAUUGUUGUUGUAAGAUUGGAGUCUGUCUGCUUUGAUCAUGGUUAAUUAUUAGAGGUUGUAGCUUAGUGAAGUUGUCUUAUUUUCUCACUAUUGUAUUGUCUAAUUCCCAUGGCCAUCAUCAUUUGUUUUAUCGUUUUUGGA
Molecule: messenger RNA, 1095 nt
Organism: Hevea brasiliensis (rubber tree)
Lineage: Eukaryota; Viridiplantae; Streptophyta; Magnoliopsida; Malpighiales; Euphorbiaceae
Product: aquaporin TIP1-1
Exons: 2
Coding region: 112-873 (253 amino acids)
Biological process (GO): transmembrane transport; water transport
Cellular component (GO): plant-type vacuole membrane
Molecular function (GO): water channel activity
Source: RefSeq, a predicted model, not a curated record